UGCAAUUGUAAUGUCUCCAAAAUUGCCAGAGGGCGCAGUUCCUGAUCGGGACACAAAACCCUUUACGGCUUUGUUGGAUUGGUAAACCUGUUUUAAAGCGAAAUUAUAGACAAUGCAUUGUCGGAUGGGAGGCUGUUUGAGGAGCGCUCGGGGCAUCUAUCUCAUUUCUCACUGAGUUGAAGCAUAGGUUGGGCUCCAUUCUAAAGCCAACCCCUCCGCUAAAACACGGCCCAAUUUGGAGUGUGGUUUUAUCAUGCAGGAAGGAUGGAUGGUAAAAAUAUUUUUUUCUGACAUCUUUGAUACGCUGAGAUUAUUUGUUUUGUGUCUGCAAGAUGGAGCCGCAAAUGAUGUCCUGCCUCGUUUUCUUGGCUUUUUCGUUUUCAGAAAACGUCGGAUGUAUUAGAGGAAGGGUUGGACCUAAAGUGACCGAAAAGGUGUUCUUUGACAUCACUGUGGCAGGUCAUGAAGUUGGCCGGAUCGUGAUUGGCCUGUUUGGAGAUGUUGUUCCCCUGACUGUGAAUAACUUUGUGGCUCUUGCCACAGGGGAGAAAGGAUAUGGCUACAAAGGAAGUACGUUUCACCGGGUGAUCAAGGACUUCAUGAUCCAAGGAGGUGACUUCACAGCUGGAGAUGGAAAUGGAGGUAGAAGCAUUUACGGGAACCAAUUUGAUGAUGAGAACUUCAAGCUGAAGCACAUGGGAGCAGGUUGGGUCAGCAUGGCCAACGCGGGCCCAGACACCAAUGGCUCUCAGUUCUUCAUCACUGCGUCCAGGGCUCCAUGGCUGGACGGGAAGCACGUGGUGUUUGGGAAGAUCCUGGAGGGCAUGUCUGUGGUUCACACCAUUGAGCUCCAAGACACAAAUGACCGGAACCUGCCCUACACAGAGUGUGUCAUUGUCAACAGUGGGAAGAUAGAAGUCAAAGAGCCAUUUAUUGUGGAUGUGGAGGGUUGGUAGGGUUAUCACUAUGCGUGUUACUGUAUUCAGAGAAAUAUUAUACAGUUGUUGUUUAUGGCUCUCUAAUGUGUAUACUAACUUUUAACAAAAUGAAUACAAUGAAUUCAGUCAUUAUGAGAAGAUGUCAUUUACAAUUAAUAUCUUAAAACUGUUGUAAUUUAGUUUGUUAACCUACACUCAUUAACUGCCAAAAUGAUCAGUAUGUCAUUUGCACUAUCCACCCAGCACCUUGUCAUGCUAAGCUGAAACAACUUGUAGUUUUUUACAAUGUUGAAAGACUACACAAAGUAUACAAUACUUCACUUAUUUUCACAUAUCAAAUGUAAUCACAGCAACUGUAUGUUGUGAAAUGUGUUUGAAUAUGUUAAUGAGGUUCCCUUUGAAUAUGUUGCAUUGUUAUGGUGAGUAUGUUUUAUUAUUUAUGAGAAAUUAAAUUGUGGGGAUUAAUCUGGAAGAUGUAGUAGUAAGCUGCAAAGUUAUUAAUAUUUCAAACUAUUGCACAAUUGCAUAGAAAAUUGCUAGUGAUUACUUCAGGGCAAUUCCACGGUAACCGAAUUACACUUUGACUCAGAUGUUUCACUUUAAAAUGUAUGCCAAACAAAAACAUUGAUUUCCAAGUUUAACAAACCAUAUAACUCCAUGCACAAUGACUACUUUGAACAAUUAACACUUACAUUUACUAAAAGAACUCCGCAGAUGCAAAGUUUGGUA
Molecule: messenger RNA, 1667 nt
Organism: Salmo salar (Atlantic salmon)
Lineage: Eukaryota; Metazoa; Chordata; Actinopteri; Salmoniformes; Salmonidae
Product: peptidyl-prolyl cis-trans isomerase C
Biological process (GO): protein folding; protein peptidyl-prolyl isomerization
Cellular component (GO): cytoplasm; intracellular membrane-bounded organelle
Molecular function (GO): peptidyl-prolyl cis-trans isomerase activity; cyclosporin A binding
Source: RefSeq, a predicted model, not a curated record